Messenger RNA from Arabis nemorensis, 1527 nucleotides. The record is from the annotation of a GenBank genome assembly. NCBI's taxonomy places the organism in Eukaryota, Viridiplantae, Streptophyta, Magnoliopsida, Brassicales, Brassicaceae.
AUGCGCUUUAGAACUUCGAUUAUCAAUGAACAUCGCCGGUUUUCAUCGUCUUCACGGUCAUGGGUAUCUCCGAUUUGCUUUUCAGAGAAGAAGAAACCAGACUCACCACCACCCGAAUCCUCCUCAAUCUUCUCACCUGUGGAAACAAACCCUAAAACCAAGUUCAUCUCCCACGAUUCUGCUGUCAAUUUGAUCAAACGCGAGAGAGAUCCUCAACGUGCGCUUGAUGUGUUCAACAAAGCGUCACAGCAGAAAGGUUUUAACCAUAACAAUGCUACAUACUCUGUGAUUUUGGAUAAUCUCGUUAGGCACAAGAAGUUUCAAGCAGUUGAUGCGAUUCUUCAUCAGAUGAAGUACGAGACUUGCAGGUUUCAAGAAGGUGUGUUCCUUAACCUAAUGGAACAUUUCUCCAGAUUCGAUUUGCACGAUAAGGUGAUUGAGAUGUUUAGCUUGAUUGGAGUGAUUGCUCGUUUGAAGCCUUCUCUUAAUGCCUUUAGUACUUGUCUCAAUCUCCUUAUCGAUUCAGGGGACGUCGAUAAGGCAAGGAAACUUCUCUUGUAUGCCAAACGUAAUCUUGGUUUGCAGCCGAAUACUUGCAUUUUCAACAUUCUGGUGAAGCACCAUUGCAAGAAUGGGGAUAUCGAUUCUGCAUUUCGAGUUGUCGAGGAGAUGAAAAGAUCGGGAAUUUCGUAUCCCAAUUUGAUCACUUACUCCACCCUAAUGGACUGUCUGUUUGCAAACUCUAGGUCCAAAGAAGCUAUGGAGUUGUUCGAGGAUAUGAUCUCGCAAGAAGGGAUUUCGCCUGAUCCCGUGACUUUCAAUGUUAUGAUUAACGGAUUCUGUCGUGCAGGGGAAGUUGAGAGAGCCAAGAUGAUUAUAGACUUCAUGAAGAAGAAUGGAUGCAGCCCAAACGUAUACAAUUACUCGGCUCUGAUGAAUGGGUUCUGUAAAGAGGGAAAGACUCAGGAAGCUAAACAAAUCUUUGACGAGGUGAAGGAAACCGGGUUGAGACUCGACACAGUUGGUUACACCACGUUGAUGAACUGUUUGUGUAGAAAUGGUCAAAUCGAUGAGGCUAUGGAGUUACUUGGAGAGAUGAAGGCAUCAGGAUGCAGAGCUGAUGCAUUAACUUAUAAUGUAAUACUCAGGGGAUUGUCCAGUGAAGGUAGAUCAAAAGAAGCUCUUCAGAUGCUGGAUCAAUGGGGUCGUGAAGGAGGUCAUCUGAACAAAGGUAGUUAUAGGAUCAUACUAAAUGCGUUGUUGAAGAAUGGUGAGCUCGAGAAAGCGGUGGAGUUUCUGAGUUUAAUGUCGAAGAGAGGGGUUUGGCCUCACCAUGCGACUUGGAACGAGUUGGUUGUUCGGCUUUGCGGAUCCGGGAAUACAGAAAUUGGGGUUCGAGUUCUGACUGGGUUUCUGGAAAUAGGUUUCAAACCAGAGCCUGAGUCUUGGGGAGCUGUGGUUAAAUCAAUUUGCAAAGAGAGGAAGUUGUUGCAUGUAUUUGAACUGCUUGAUUCCUUAGUUUCAUGA